AUGACUAAUAAAUUUGUUUCUCAUUCUAUUUUGACAUCCAAAGAUGGACUCGAAUUUUAGGAAGUAAAGAGGGAUCAACCAAUUCAAGUUUAGGAAAAGAAGCUAUCCUUCUUGACUCUCUCAGAAUAAAUGGUCGAAUAAGAAAAGAUAGAUUAAUUGCUUAGACCAGAAGUAACCAAGAUGCAAAGGAAAAAACAAACUAAACCCAACAUUUAUGAAAAGACCAAGCCUUUAACAGAUGAAGACAACCUCGAGUAUGUUGAAGAGAGCGGAUUUAAAUAGGAAAUAUUUAAUGAAGAAGAUUUCGACUUUUUUUAGUAUUAUGGUUAAUUGAGGGAAAUAGAAAAUCGAAAAAUAAAAAUUGAAAGAGAACAUAUUAAGCAAUUCAAAUAAAGACGAUCUGAAUUAACCAUUGAUAGUACACCUUAGAUUGUUGUUUAAAAGGAGACUCAAACAUCUGAUAAAGUCUACUCUGUGGGGUCAAUCAAAGUGGUCAAGUUAAGGAUCAAGCCUCCUUAGUUUUUAGAGGAUUUGAAUCAUAAGAAUAAUAAGGAAGAAACUUAAAAGGUUGACAAAGAAGAAAACAACUCAUAAAUAAAAAAUCCAAAUCUAAAGAGUUUCAAACCACUUGUGAGUGAUGAUGAUGAUAAUAUACCAGAACCGCCUGUAUAAAAGAAGACAAAACUUAUAGAGUAUGAUUCUGCAUGA
This is a messenger RNA of Paramecium tetraurelia, 708 nucleotides long. RefSeq lists its product as uncharacterized. Lineage: Eukaryota; Ciliophora; Oligohymenophorea; Peniculida; Parameciidae. The transcript has 2 exons. The record is from RefSeq and is a predicted model, not a curated record.